This is a messenger RNA of Diprion similis, 1799 nucleotides long. Its product is annotated as facilitated trehalose transporter Tret1-like. Gene Ontology annotation, cellular component: membrane. The transcript is spliced from 3 exons. The coding region runs from base 311 to 1555 and encodes 414 amino acids. NCBI's taxonomy places the organism in Eukaryota, Metazoa, Arthropoda, Insecta, Hymenoptera, Diprionidae. The record is from RefSeq and is a predicted model, not a curated record. Gene Ontology annotation, molecular function: transmembrane transporter activity. Gene Ontology annotation, biological process: transmembrane transport.
AUAUAGUAUAUAACAGAAUAUCGUCAACGAGUGCCUAAUAGGUUUUUGAACGAAGAAAAUCGGAGACCUUGCACGCAACCAAACCAGAAACACGCUACUAUUCAAGAUGAGCAGGGACUCCGACAGAGGGGGAUACUCAACUCCUGAGGGAUCACCAAUCUGAGAGUACAUCUCAACCGCAUCUUGCGCCGUCUUACUUUUUGCCGUUGGAAUUGUGCCAGGGUGGAACGCACCGACCUUAAACUUGCUUCAGAAAUCGAACUUACCCAUAACCAUCGAGCAUUCGGACGUAGCUACUGUAUCAGCCGCAAUGGGUUUGGGUCACAUGUUUGCUCCCACUCUCACCAUACUGAUCACUGAUCGGCUUGGCAAGAAAAAGAGUCUUCUAAUUGCCAUUAUAGUAAUAAGCAUCAACUGGAGGUUGAUGGCAAUCGCGCAAACUGUGAAUGUUCUAAUCGUGGCGAGAUUCAUCAGUGGUUUCGCGAUGGGCAUGGUGAUAGGAAUCGCACCUACAUACCUCGGGGAAAUAGCUUCAGUGAGAAUUCGCGGUGCAAUAGAAAUGGUCUGCAGUGUGAUGAUGAACGCUGGUACACUAUUGGCCGUCGCUGCGAUACCGUACCUCUCUGUACGAACGACAGCAUAUACUAAAUCCCUGACGUUGAUUACCUUGGCCGCGGUGUGUAUCUGGUUCAUCCCCGAAUCCCCGUACUUUCUUGCGAUGGUUGGCAGGAUCGAAGAAGCCGAGGUCGUUCUGGAAGAGCUUCGAGGUAAAUCGGACGUGACAGAGGACCUGGAUCUGAUAAAAAACACCAUCACCGAGCUGGACAAAGGUGCGAAGAAACUGAAUAAGGACAAGGAGCCAAGGACACCAAAGAAAUUCGACAGCUUCCAGCAAAUCAAGAAACUCUUUACUGUGCCUGGUGAAAGAAAAGCAUUUUGUAUCAACAUGUUGAUGAUGAUAUGGAUGCAGUGCGGUGGUUACAUCACUUUUUUGGUAUAUUGUACGUUUCUAUUCGAUGCGUUGCAGUCUCCGAUUUUCCCAUAUACGUCGACGGUCGUUUUGAAUGCGUGUCAACUCGUUUCCACUGCCCUCACGGUCUUCGUGGUGGACAGAUUCGGGCGCAAGCCUCUGAUCGGUAUUUCAGGGAUCCUAAGCAGUGCUUGCCUCGUAAUCAUCACUGUGUAUUUUUUUCUGAUGGAAUGCACUGGAAUAGACGCUUCUUCCCACUCAACUUUGGCCGUUUGCGUUAUGUGCGUCAACGUAAUCGUGUUGAACUUUGGGCUGGUACCACUGCACUUGAUCCUCUUGGGCGAGACAGUUGCUUCUGAAAUUAAAACGCUGGUGAGCGACAUAAUCGUAUCGACAACUGGUCUGGCCGCUUCCGUUACGAUGAUAUUUUACAAACAGACGUCGGUAACCUGGGGAUUAGGCAACUCUAUGCCUUUCUUUGUUCUUGCCAUCGUAACCUGGCUCAUCACGGUGGCCAUCAUGAUAUUGCUUCCCGAAACGAAAGGCAAAACUUUCUUGAAGAUAGAAAGAAAACUUAACAAAUAACAAAUAAUCAUUAAGUGAACUUGAUGAGAGAAACUACACCGUGAUUGAAUGCUGAAUUUUUGGUUGAACAUACUUUACGAGUGUUUGAUCGUUGAAUCACGAGAAUGUAAACUGUUCGCACGCUCUUGCGCUAUUUAAAACGAAGGAUAAACGUAAAAAAUGUAACAGAGACACGUGGUUACACUGAUAACAUCAAAAAUAAAGCACCGUCAUCAUCGACAGGGUAGAAUAGAAUAAUAAAGAA